CCUUCCUAGACCCAGAAGGGGAGCAGGGCCGCGGAGACAGGACUGAUCGCACCGCGCCCGGCCAGGGUGGGACAGCUCCCAACCCCCCUCCCACGACCCCCAUAGACCCCCACGUGCGGGGAGGGUGCGGGACAGCCUCCCCCCCAUACACAUGCGGGGGAGCCUCUAAGCCCCUAUACACCCCCGAUCGCCCCCACGUGCGGAACAGCCUGUUCUCCCCCCAUACAUCCCCACGCGCGGGGAGGGUGCGGGACAACCCCCCCAUACACCCCCAUACAGCCCCACGUGCGGGACAGCCUGUUCCCCCCCCAUACAGCCCCACGUGCGGGGAGGGUGCAGAGGAGGCUGUUUGCCUGCCGCUGUCUCGGAGGAUGAAGAGGCUGAGCGAGGAGAGCUGGUCGGGCUCCGAGUCGGACGGGACCAUAGACGUGGGCAAAGAGGAGGAAUACAGCCAAGUAUCCAGGGCUGUUUCUCCCACCACCACAUCUCAGAUACAAGCCAGGAAGAAGCGGAGAGGGAUCAUUGAGAAGCGGCGCCGUGACCGUAUUAACAGCAGCCUGUCUGAACUGAGGCGUUUAGUCCCUACUGCCUUUGAGAAGCAGGGCUCCUCCAAGCUGGAGAAGGCAGAGAUCCUGCAAAUGACAGUGGACCAUUUAAAAAUGCUUCAUGCCACUGGAGGAACAGGGUUCUUAGAUGCCCGAUCCCUGGCUGUGGAUUACAGGAGUAUCGGCUUCCGUGAAUGCCUCACUGAAGUUGUCAGAUACCUUGGUAUCCUCGAGGGACAAAACGGUGCUGAUCCUAUCCGGCUACGACUCCUCUCCCACCUGAAUAAUUAUGUUGCCGAAAUGGAGCCUUCGCCCAUGGCCACUUCCCUUCUGCCCUUUCAGAUGUGGCCCUGGUCAUUCCUCCACAAUUCCACAGCCCCCGCCAACCAAGUACUAAUACCCAGGAGGGAGGCUGUCCCAGGUCUAGCUGUCUUGACUGCUUCCCCCCUGGCUUAUCCAAGCACCACCAUGAGAAGAGCUCCCGUUCGCCGAAUUCCUAGUGCCAUCAUGCCAGCCCGCCGAAACUUCCUUUCCAAUCGGAUGGCCUCUUCGUCCCGGAGGGCUAGACCCACAGUGACAUCACCAACCCCAGGUGCCAUGUCCAGUGUGCCAUCACCGAGGGGUGCCCUGAGAGAUGCCACCUCUAGAAGCAGCCAGAUUGCAACUUUCCUGCUCUCCUCUGCCUCUGCUGGAGUUCCCGUACCAUCUGCUUCUUACACAGCUCCUCCUGCUUUGAAUGCUUCUCCUCAGGGGCCAGGCACCAGAGGUGGGACUUCCAGACUCUGCCGCUCCUGGGCUACUGAAAUUGGGGCUUUCUGAUCCCUCCCUGACAAAAUCCUAAGGGAGACAAAAAUCAUCAGCAGCCACUGCUCAAAAAGCACGCUCCGGUGAACAGCUUCUUUCCUGCUUUGCAGAAAUAAAGAAUCGAUAAAGGAUCCUCUCCUCACCUUGCCAUCCCUUCUCAUUCCUCACGUCCUCUUCCCUCCCUCCCCAUCACACUGCCUCCCUCUUUUCCAUUUCAGGUUUGCAGAUUUUGUUUUGAACUGAAUGUAUUUGUCUGUGUACAGCUCCACUAAAGGUUGUGGAUGAGGUUUAUCCUAAUUCAGACCUUUCCCUUCCCCAGCCCAGGCCCUGGUAGAGCUGAAUGUUGUAGUUUUGAGAAUGUAAACCAGCCUUGGCACUGAUUUGACUUUGCUGGAGACACAGAGCUCCCAAGCAGUGACACUUUCUAUCACUUGUAUGCAGUGUUGUCGUAGCCAUGUAGGUCCCAGGAUGUUAGCAAGACAAGAUGGGGGAGAGAAUAUGUUUUAUUGGACCAACUUCUGUUGGUGACCAAGAAAGCUUUCCAGCUUAC
Terrapene triunguis (Three-toed box turtle) is the source of this 1899-nucleotide messenger RNA. RefSeq names its product hes related family bHLH transcription factor with YRPW motif like (gene HEYL). Gene Ontology annotation, molecular function: DNA-binding transcription factor activity, RNA polymerase II-specific; RNA polymerase II cis-regulatory region sequence-specific DNA binding; protein dimerization activity. Bases 372 to 1364 code for a protein of 330 amino acids. The transcript is spliced from 5 exons. Gene Ontology annotation, biological process: Notch signaling pathway; regulation of transcription by RNA polymerase II; regulation of neurogenesis. Gene Ontology annotation, cellular component: nucleus. The record is from RefSeq and is a predicted model, not a curated record. Lineage: Eukaryota; Metazoa; Chordata; Testudines; Emydidae.